This is a messenger RNA of Tyto alba (common barn owl), 4766 nucleotides long. It is a transcript of the gene NPY1R, whose product is annotated as neuropeptide Y receptor Y1. Gene Ontology annotation, molecular function: neuropeptide Y receptor activity; neuropeptide binding. Gene Ontology annotation, biological process: G protein-coupled receptor signaling pathway. The coding region runs from base 298 to 1458 and encodes 386 amino acids. Gene Ontology annotation, cellular component: plasma membrane; neuron projection. Lineage: Eukaryota; Metazoa; Chordata; Aves; Strigiformes; Tytonidae. The record is from RefSeq and is a predicted model, not a curated record. The transcript is spliced from 4 exons.
GAGCUGGAGGAAUACCAGAGGAUCCUUCCCCUUUCCCUACUCCUUCUCCUCCAUCCAGCCUCCCGAGCCAGCCCCUGAGCAGACCACAGACGGGCAGGGCAGUUGCAAGUCCUGCUAGCUGAGAUUAAGGUGUUCAGAGUUCCUGAUUUGCCUUUGACUCAGUGCCAGUGCUGCUGUGGGCACUCGGCUGCUCAACAUCAAGUGGAUGUUUUAGGCGGUGCGAGGGGGAUGCGGCGGCGAGGGCCGGGCUGAGGCCGCGGCGCGGCCGGCGGGAACGGGCCGGGGGCCGGCAGCGAGAUGGCCGCCUCGGUUCUCGGAGCCCCCCUGGGCAACGUCUCCGGGCACCUGAAUUCCUCGGAGAAGAACUCGCAGCUCUCGCAGUUUGAGGAUGAGGACUGCCACGUGCCUUUGGCCAUGGUCUUCACUUUGGCCUUGGCUUACGGGACGGUGAUAAUUCUGGGAGUCUCUGGGAACCUGGCCUUGAUUGUCAUCAUUUUAAAACAAAAGGAGAUGCGCAACGUCACCAACAUCCUCAUCGUCAACCUCUCCUUUUCCGAUCUUCUGGUGACCAUCAUGUGUCUUCCCUUUACCUUCGUGUAUACUUUAAUGGACCACUGGGUUUUUGGGGAGGCCAUGUGCAAGCUGAAUCCCUUCGUGCAGUGUGCCUCCAUCACCGUCUCGGUCUUUUCGUUAGUCCUCAUCGCUGUCGAGCGCCACCAGCUGAUCAUCAACCCCCGUGGCUGGAGGCCGAACAACAGACAUGCCUACGUGGGGAUUGCCGCCAUAUGGGUUUUAGCCACGGCUUCCUCCUUGCCUUUCCUGAUCUACCACGUCUUAACAGAUGAACCCUUCAGAAACAUAACGCUCGAUGAAUAUAAGGACAAAUACGUGUGCUUGGACCUGUUCCCCUGGGACACUGCCAGGCUUUCUUAUACCACGACGCUGCUGGUGAUUCAGUACUUCGGACCGCUUUGUUUCAUAUUUAUUUGCUACUUGAAGAUAUACAUACGAUUGAAAAAAAGGAACAACAUGAUGGACAAGAUGAGAGACAGCAAGUACAGAUCCUCUGAAACCAAAAGGAUCAACAUCAUGCUGAUCUCAAUAGUGGUCGCAUUUGCAGUUUGCUGGCUGCCUCUCACCAUCUUUAAUAUCGUCUUUGAUUGGAAUCACGAAAUCCUGCCUGUCACUACCUGCAGCCACAACCUGCUGUUCCUGAUUUGCCACCUCACCGCCAUGAUUUCUACCUGCGUGAACCCCAUCUUCUACGGGUUCCUCAAUAAGAACUUCCAAAGGGACCUGCAGUUUUUAUUUCAUUUUUGUCAUUUCCGCUCCCAUGAGGAGGAUUAUGAGACUAUAGCCAUGUCUACCAUGCACACGGAUGUUUCAAAAACCUCUUUAAAGCAGGCAAGCCCGGUUGCAUUUAAAAAAAUAAGUAGCGAUGACGAUGACAAAAUAUAAGGAAGUAAUAAAAGUUCUACACUGAACUGCUGGAAGUGUGAUUGCAGGUGAAACGUGUCCAAGGACAAGCACAAUUACAUAACGAGUACAGAAUGGGUAAUGUUCUUCUUUUUCCCAGGAACUUUGGUUGUUGUCACUUUGAAAUUAUAUGCUGUGUGGUUUUGCCCCUUUUACCGCUUUAAUGUUCUCAGCAGUUAUAUCUGAAUCUUAUUAUAAGACAUAGUCGGACCUGCUACUACCUAUGGUUUUCAUCAGUUGUCUUUUGUUCUGUUUUCUUUGUACAGUUAUGUGCUUUAGCACAAAGAUAUAUUUAUUGAUUUUUUUUUUUUUUUCAAAUAAAUAGUUUUCAGGAGUGUCCGUCGAAGACCAUUAGAAACAAUAUGAACCAGAGGGAGGCUGUCACUACAGAGGGCACCCGUCCCAGCAUAAAAUUAGGACAUUCUGAUUUGAAGAGUUCUUCUUUUUUUCAAUCUGGGUUUUGAUCGAUGUUAAAAUCCUGUAAAAUCAGCGUAGGCACGCAGAAAAUGAUUCUGUGAAACCUGUAGAAUAUGUUAAAUGGGGACAAGCAGUUGUCUCAGUCAUAGAGGCCAUUCAAGCUGUAAUCACUUAGGUUCAAAGGCAGGAUUAAGAGAAAAAUUCUGCUCUCAUUUAUGAGAAUAAAGCCCUACAGUAAUUCCACAGAGCACAAUGGGCUAGCUCUGAUGUUUCACCACAGCAAAUGAAAGCACAAAUGGGCCUUCAGUCCCAAUUGAUUAUAGGUGAUUUUAAUAAUACAGGCUUUUUAAUUUAAAAAAAUGCAAACCCCGUUUUCAUCUGCCAUCACUGACAGGAGUUAGUGUUGCUGGAAUGAAGUGCACUGCCUGUCCCACGCCCAUGAGCCAUGUAAAUUCUCCUUUAGUCCUGGGUCCAGAAUCUAAAGGGAGAUGGGAGUGUUCACCAUCUGGACAAGAUGCAAUUCCAUCCUCGCAGGUGACAGCGAAGGUCAGGUCUGGUAUUAAAAAAAGAGCUUCAGCUACCUAAGUCUUGUCAUAAUAUUUAGUGAUAAUCUAUAUAAAUUAUGUAUAGUCUCAUAAUAUUCUGUGUUCAGAUGCAAUGGUAUAAACCUGGAUUAUCUCCAAGACAAUGGAUGGUUUAAUCAAGAGCUGCAAAAUAUAAAAGGAGGAUAUGGAUAUAGUUUGGGUGUAAUUGGUAUCUUUAGCUUCCAAACUCACAGUUUCCACAGUUGGCUGAAGUGCAGAAACAUUUGCCAAAUAUACACAAUAGAUCUCUGCGUGUUAUUGCUUAAAAUAUAUAUCCUCUAAUUACAUAAAAUAUACAUGACUAGAUCCCCAGCUGAGGGAAACCCACAUAAACUGACUGCUGUAAAUGAAACUAGAACAAUAUCAGCCAGCUGAGGUUCUGUGUAAUACAGUGUACUUUUCUGUAUAAUCAAUGCCUUUUUGAAUAAUCAGCUUUUAAAAAUUACAAUAUAGACCCUAUUUUCUCUUAGCAAGGCCACUUUAAACUGUUCUGGCAAAGAAGAGGGUCUUAAGAAUGGAUAUAAAUGUAAAUGUAGCAUAAAUGGAAAUCUGACCUGAUAUCUUUCCGAGCAAAAAGAUCUCAGGAUGUAAUGGUGAAUUUAAUAUGUUCUAAAUUUGACAUGGAUAAAUGCCUAAGAAAUGAAAAUUAUUUGGUUUGCCAGUAUUUAAAAGUAAAAAAUUGAGCCUUGUGCUGUCUUAUAAAUAGUGUAGAAUAUUAAAGUAGCAAUGUGUUCUUGUGCAUUAUAAUUCCAUGUAUUUCUCUACUGGUGGAUAAUUUAAUUAAAAAGGAGGUUUCUGUGGUUGAGAACAGAGAGGGAAUGUAGAAAAUGAAUUAUAAGACAGAACUUUCUUUCAGAGUUUGCCCUUUUGUGUUUUAUGAGAUUUCCCUUUUCUGGGUGGUUUUCUACGGAGAGCGUUGCUAAUAAUUUGGCGAGAGUCUCCUGAAAUAAUUCCCCCCUCGUUUUUUGAUAAUUUUCAUAUGCUAAGGGAUGUGUAUUUUCAUAAAGAGAUGCAGUGUAGAAAAACGGUCAUGUUUUUCUAUUAAGAAUGUCACAGUGGAUCUUUCCCAUGAGAAAAAAAAAAUUACAGUGAAUUUUAUGGUUUUUGCCACUUUGAAAAAAAACCACUUUCUUCCAGCCUAGUGAAAGAAGAAAACAUAAUUAUUUGAGAAAGUGUCCAGUUAGUUUGCUAGGAGUUUUUGAUCAGGCUGAAUUGAGUGUUUUUACAGCAUAGGUGCGUUGGAGCAACUUUAGAGGAACCUGCUGGUGCACAGAGACCCAGCACUAAAAUUCCUAAGAUGUCCUAAUGUUUGGAGGUCUCCAGUGGGAUAGAAACAUAAUUCCUCCUACGCCAACCUUUCUCCUGCUUGAGGAGAAAAUCAUACAGCCCCUCUCAAACCGUACAGCCCAUCUGCCACCAUCCCAUACUGUCUCCAGAAUGCGCCGGGUGUUUUUUGCCCACCAGCACCUGCUGAACAAGGUGAGGUGUAAGUAGGAGCGUUCCUUUGGCUCAUCUCUGUUAAGCUCAGGAGCCGUUUUUCUGCUGCACUGCUGUCCUAGGAUCAGGCUUCUCUCCUGUGUUUCCUCACUUCCCUGCUAGAAGCCUUUCUGAGCCUCGGCCAGGGACGCAGGCUGGCACAUCGUCGUACAAACAGCGCAGGGGAUCUGCCUGAAACGACAGUGGAAAUGAGCACAGUGUAAAGAGUCUUCAGCAGGAAAAAGCAUCUGGAGGAUUUCAGAGGCAAAACUGCUGCUCUUCUGAAGAAUUUGUUACGAGGACAAAGAUAAAAGCAGCCUCUCCGAGGUGCUGACCUGACAUCUGCAGGGUGUAGAUGAUAUUCCCUGAGAGCAGUAUUUUUGUCUUUGGUUUCAUGACUUGACACUGGCGUCUUCAAAAGCCACCGGACACUUUCCUCCCCCAACACCUGGCUACAGCACUAAUCCUCUUUUUCACUUCCAGAGCUCCAGCAUGGCUUCUCAUCGUCUAUAUGCUAAAUUUCUUUACAGUGUAAGCUGUCGGGUUUCAUGUUGAGCUGUCGUUUCUGUCAUUCUGAUUUGAUAUUUGUACCUCCUAUGUGCUGUUCUGUCAAGCUCCCCACACUGCAGCACAUGCUGUUUCCUAUCUCGAAAGCCUGAAGAUCCCUCAUAUUCUUUCAGACUGGUAGAAAAGUUUUACUGACAGAAAAACAGAAGAGCGAAGGAUCUAUAAUGUAUCUUACUAUUUACGUGCAAUACAUUUCAUGUCAAAUCUACAGCCUUAAAUGACAAAUGUAACUAUUUAAUAGCCUUA